AAGCAGACUAUACAUGCACUUAAUCGUACAGUAUUGUAAUGGUCAUGUAGGACUAUUAGCUAGUGACCUAUGACACGCUUGAAUACAAUAGCCCUUCAAAUGCCAAACGCUCGCCCUCUCCUUCUCCACCCCUUCUCAUCUUGGCGUACACAACUGACCGCUACCCCCACCCUUCCCCCUUCUCUGUCUCUUUCAUUGUGUAAUUUUGCGUACCCGCUUUCCCUCGCUCUGCCUGAUUGGUCGGAUCGUAAAACGACGAGCGGACUGCCUCGUUAUGGUUGUAAAAUAUACACACUCGCCUCUCUCUCUCUCGCUUCUUACCUACUGUUGGCCUCCCCCUAUAAGACUGGUAGCCGGUCACCGAGUGUCCACAUUAAUACCGGUGUGUCACAACAGUCCAGCGUGUUCCCGCGACACUUACCUACCUACCCGUCUGGAUUAUCCACUUACGCGCGCUUUCUUAAGGAAAUACUUUUAACUUAACGUUGAUCCGUUCUACGGAUUUACUUUGUAAUUUCUUGGAUUAUUAAGUGCACUUUGUUCACUAGAAGAUACUUCAAGAUAUUUGUGCCAAACUCUGUUCAUUAAAAACAAAUUCAAUCUGGAUUAGAACUUCAUGAUAGAUGAUUAACUUUUAUAGUGCAUUCUGCUUUACGCUGGCUUCAGGAUCUAAUAGCAUUAAUUUGUGAUUGAUUGUGCUAUCUACAAACUUAGUUCGCGAUUCUGAAUCAUUUCUUCAAUUGGACUAUCUAACAUUAUCGCUAUACCUGUCAGUAUGACAUGUCAACAUCUAGUUUGUAGUUAAAAGUGAACGAGACUACUAAUGAAAAGUAAUUUCUUGGCAUUUUAGAUUAAGUUAGCAAAUUAGCUGCAAGCUAUUAUCAAGAAGCGUAUUAAAUGUACACUGGACUUAAUACGACAAUGUUGAAUCAAAGCUAAGGCAACUAAUUCAUACUAGAUUUAGGUAGACCAAAAUUAUCGAAAAUAAAUGAAUAAACGUUUACUACAUUAAAAACGUACAUUCUACAUUAGCGUGAUAGGGCAACAUUUGAUACCAGUACUUCAGGUCUACAAGUGUUUGCAUUCCUACCAAGGAAUUAGGAUAUCGCAAGAAAGCAGAUAACUUCACUAUGUACUCAUAACGUUCUAAUUCUGGUACAGCGCUGCGAAGAACUAGCAAUAUUGUCUACAUUCCGUGUUCUGUGAUUCGCCUAAAGUCAUAUUAACAUUUAGUAUCCAGUGAUAUACCCUACAAAAUGGAACAACAACAGCGACCAGUCAAUUACAUCCAGGCCUACAAUGAGCGUGAACCAGUCCGCAUUGCUUACUUGGCUGUACCAAGUGCACCUAAGAAAGUGAACAGGUUUCAGACCCUCAAGGUGAGAGCCCCGCCAAAACCCUUUGACUACCAGCCCAAGCCAAAGUCUGCCAGACAGCUAUUUCCAGAACCACCAGCAUCUAUAUCAGAAGCACGGCUCAACCCACAGGAACCUCUGGCGCCCAAGGUUGCAAGAAAGUUCAGACGUGCACCUCAGGAUCAUGACGCCCCUCCACCUGCCAAAAAACGGUUAUUUUAUUAGGGUCUAUGAUAAUUAACAUAGAGCAUAUUGCCUUUAGAUAGUUCUAAGGCUGUUAUCCUCUAUCCCGGUAGGUGAUGCUAGCAAGAACCUUUUUCCUAAAUUUUAUUUUACCCUCCCUUUUUUCGAGUUAAAGUUUCCUGAAAUAAUAUAUUGUUUCGUAGAAAUUCCCAAACAUGUUUUAACAUAUUUAAUACCAAAAGCACCACACUGUUAGUUUGAUAUUUUACACUUUAAUUUUCUUUGGACUGAAGUUCCCCUUUUUAAAAAAAAUGUAUUAAGUUUAAACUGGUAAUUGUUAAUAGUGCUUUCAUGCUAGCAUCAUCUACCAAAGGAUAUAUACCCAAGUAAACUAGACUGGGUUAUUUAUUUGUUUUAAACAUGUUGGUAACAACAUAGGGCAUGGGUAGCUCCUGAAUUCGCUGUGAUUAUUUUUACUGAAUACCAUUCCUUCACUUUUACCUUAUUACUUCACAUUUUUUUUUAUUAUUAUUUGUUGUACUUUCCCUUAAGUCCCU
Molecule: messenger RNA, 2095 nt
Organism: Biomphalaria glabrata
Lineage: Eukaryota; Metazoa; Mollusca; Gastropoda; Planorbidae
Exons: 2
Coding region: 1257-1580 (107 amino acids)
Source: RefSeq, a predicted model, not a curated record